AGCACUUAUUCGUAAAGUUAUAAAUCAAUGUUGGAGUAUUAUGCUAUGCCCUAUUCUAAAACUAGAAGAAAUAGAAUUAACAAUUAAUAGAAACCAAAUCACUUUUUCUUCAAGAAUUUCUGUAUUUAUUGCAGAUAUAUUAGAAGCAAAUAAGAUUACAAGAAUAUACAAAUUGGCUAAUUGUAUAAAACCAUGUCUUAAUUGUAUUGUAUAUGUUAAAAAUUUAAAUAAUAUAAAUCUUUUAGAAGAUAAUAUUAUUAUGCAAACAACUGAACUAAUAGCUUAUAUUAUUCAAGUAAAAAAAGCUUAUGAAAAUUUAAAUAUUUAUGAAGCAAUAUUACCUAAUGAAUAUCAAAUAGUGAUUAAAGUUAUAAUAUUAGUAGUUGAUGGAUUGUUUGAUGAAAAAGAUUUAUAA
Dentiscutata heterogama is the source of this 415-nucleotide messenger RNA. Lineage: Eukaryota; Fungi; Glomeromycota; Glomeromycetes; Diversisporales; Gigasporaceae. The record is from the annotation of a GenBank genome assembly.